AUGGAGAGUGCUAGAGCAAGCAAAGCCCAGCAGAAGUAUCAUUCCGGCUACAAAACUCCUCACCGGGUUCAACCUAGCAAGCAUGAUAAUCCGAAAAGAGAUUUUGAUUCUCAUGAAUGUCAAGGUGAUGAUGAAUACGACCCUUUUCGAGUGGUGCAUGAGUUGAAGGUUGUGCCAUCAACAUAUUAUCAAUUGUUGAAAUUCCCAACUGCCGAGGGAAUUAAACAAAUAAGAGGUGACCAUCUGGCAGCAAGGGAGAUGAACGCAAUCUCAGUUUCCAGUAGCAAAGGGAAGGCACCUGUACCAAGAUAUUUCCAAGUGCCAGAAGAAACGGACGCAACAAAAUCCACAGCGGAAGAACUUGAGCAAGUUGCAUUGUUCGAAAAGUUUUUGGGGAGGAAGUUCUACUUGGGGACAGGGCUAAAUCCCGAGCUCAGGUAUCCCGCUAGAAGUGGACGUGCACAAACUAAGCUUGGAUCCCAACAUUUCUCCGGUAAGACAGAAAAAAACAUCCUAUUGCCGAGGUUAGAAGAAAAUGCAUCAAAGAAGAGGAAAGCCAUGGAGGUUUACAUAGACGGUAGGCUGGUUAAGUCAUUGAAUGCAGGUGAUCAUCUUAAACACCUGCAAGAAACCUUUGACAUCCUCAAAAAGCACAACAUAAAGCUCAACCCCGAGAAGUGUGCAUUCAGAGUCAGCUCCGGUAAGUUCAUGGGAUUCCUGGUAUCGCAAAGGGAGGUCAAGGUUAACCCUGAUAAAAUUAAUUCCAUUGAAGACAUCCUGGACCAGCUAUUAAGCAUGAAAGAGGUUCAAAGUUUGACAGGAAGACUGUCCGCUCUGAGCAAAUUCAUUUCCCGGUCUUCAAAAAAAUGCCAUUAA
Molecule: messenger RNA, 876 nt
Organism: Nicotiana attenuata
Lineage: Eukaryota; Viridiplantae; Streptophyta; Magnoliopsida; Solanales; Solanaceae
Exons: 5
Coding region: 1-876 (291 amino acids)
Source: RefSeq, a predicted model, not a curated record